Molecule: messenger RNA, 2943 nt
Organism: Parnassius apollo (apollo)
Lineage: Eukaryota; Metazoa; Arthropoda; Insecta; Lepidoptera; Papilionidae
Source: the annotation of a GenBank genome assembly
AUGUCUUUACAAACACUUAUUAAGAUUCAAGAGGAUAUUUAUAACAGAUUGUCUAAGGCGAAAAGUAAUUUUAAGAAAUCGCCCAAAGAUAGGAUUACUAAACAAUAUGUUGAAACUAGAUUGGAGAAUAUACAAGAAUUGUGGUCUCAGUUUACAUCUACACAUAUUCUUAUUAUAAAAGAUGAUUCUAUGGAUUUAAACUCAACUUCAUAUGUUAGGAAUGAUGUGUACGAUAAAACCGAGACUAUUUACUUAGACUUAAAGUGUGAAUUGAAGACUAUUUUAUCUAGUUUAGAAGGCGAUAUCCAUCAACAACCUAACAAGUCAAUUUCAAAUGAAUUAGGAAUUAACAAUAUGGGCGUUAAAUUACCUAAGAUAGUUGUACCUACUUUUUCGGGAAAGUACACUGAAUGGCCGACAUUUCGAGACUUAUUUAUUUCUUUAAUUGACAAAAAUAGUUCGCUUGCUAAAGUUCAGAAACUUCAUUAUUUAAAAAGUUAUCUGACCGGGGAAGCCGAGCAAUUGCUGAGGCAUAUUCCUAUAUCGGAAUGCAAUUAUGACAAAUGUUGGUCUCAGCUUGAAACACGGUACAACAACAAAAAAUAUUUGUCACAUUGUAUAUUAAAAAGAUUAUUAGGUCAAAAGAAUAUUCAAACCGAAUCAUCUGAAGCGCUUAAGGAGUUGAUGGAUACUACCUCUGAUUGUUUGGGUGCCUUAUCGAACUUAGGCAUUGAUAUAAGUUCAUGGGACAUAAUUAUAAUUCAUAUCCUUACACUAAAAUUAGAUGCUAAUACUAGAAAAGAUUGGGAAAUAAAUGUCACUAGCAAUGUCGAUUCUGAUAAGUUACCUACAUUUGCACAAUUUAAAGAAUUUUUGACGGGUCGAUACAGAGCUUUUGAGUUUUUAGAACCUGAUCCAACUCACAAAGUAACUAAAAAUAAUUUUAAUAUAAAUAAAUCUUUACAUGUUAUGAUUACUAUUAUGUUGUGUCAAUUUUGCAAGGAAGAACAUAAAUUAGGCUUUUGUAAACAAUUUUCGAAACAAGAUAUUGACACUCGGCGUAAGUUUGUGCAGGACAAUAAUUUGUGUUUUAAUUGCUUGGGCCAGAAUCACUCUGCCAGGUAUUGCCGCAAUGCAAUAACAUGCAGAAUUUGCAAACGCAGACAUCAUUCUUUGUUACACCCAAAAAACACAGAUGAAUCUGUUCAUCAUACAGAGGUCCAAGCGCAUGAUGAUAUGGAUGCAGAAAUAUCAUAUGAGGCAGUUGAAGAACAAGGUGAUAUGGUUGCCUGUUUUUCGAAAGGGCACGCUAGUCAAGUGUUGUUAGCUACAGCACUGGUCACAGCAUUGUUUAAAAACGGAGCUGAAUUCACAGUUCGGGCGCUACUAGAUCAGGGCUCUCAAGCUUCCUUCGUAACUGAAAAGAUAGUGCAAUAUUUAGGUUUAAAGAAACAACCCACCAAGGGAAUCAUUUCCGGAGUUGGCGGUGAUAAUAAUUUAAUAUCAAAAUCAAUGGUUUAUAUAAAAAUUCAAUCAAAAUAUGAUCCGACCGUCGAAUUUGUAGUUAAGGCUUACGUCUUGAAGUCAAUUACAUCUCUUCUUCCUGCAAGAAAAAUAACUGAAUUAAAAUGGGUGGAAAUAAACAAUAUACCACUAGCAGAUCCUCAAUAUCAUACACCUCAUAAAGUUGAUAUGCUAUUGGGAGCAGAGGUUUACUCUAAAAUACUACAAGAUGGUGUUAAAAGGGACCCGGGAGGUACAAUAAUAGCACAAAAAACUAGUUUAGGUUGGAUUUUGUCUGGAGCAAUUCGAUCAAGUGAUGUUGGUACAUCGCAUCUUAAAAUUUUGCAUAUUCACAUGAAUGAAGAUCAGGUAUUAAGAAAAUUUUGGGAAUUGGAAGCAGAGCCAAAUAAUAACAAAAAGAUUCCCACAAAAGAAGAAUCUUGGUGUGAAGAUCUGUUUCGUCAAACUACAACAAGAAAUGCAGAUGGUAGAUACGUAGUUCGUUUACCUUUUCGGAACGACGAUCCAGAUUGCCAAUAUGGCCAGUCUAGGGAUAUUGCACUGCAACGAUUUAAGUAUUUAGAGGCGAAAUUGAACAAAAAUAUUAAAUUAAAGAAUGAGUAUGUAAAUGUUAUCAAUGAAUAUAUCAAACUUGGACAUAUGGAAAGGGUAGAUCAAUCCCAAUUACAAAAUAAGUUUGCUGUAUACUUGCCACAUCAUGCCGUAGUGCGUAAUGAUAAGGACACCACAAAAGUUCGGGUUGUAUUCGAUGCUUCGUGCAAGGGAAAGAAUGGAGUGUCGCUUAAUGACGAUUUAUUGAUAGGACCUCCUCUUCAAUCUGAAUUAAGGCACGUCUUGAUGCGAUGGAGAAGGCACCCAAUUUGUUUGGUUGCGGAUGUCGUAAAGAUGUAUAGGCAAGUAAGAGUGGCUGCUGAAGACACAGACUUCCAAAGAAUAUUGUGGAGAGAAAACGGUAAUUCUAGCAUACAGGAUUACAAAUUACUUACAGUUACAUUUGGUACUGCAUCCGCUCCAUACUUAGCAGUAAAGGCAAUGCAACAAGUAGCUCAAGACGAAGGUGACGAAUUCCCACUUGCCGCUGAAAGAGUCAUGACUGAUUAUUACAUGGAUGAUCUCAUGACAGGGUGUGAAAAUGUGGAUACGGGCCUAAAAAUUUACAAUGAAAUGAAUUCUCUUUUAGCAAAAGGAGGUUUUCAGUUGCAAAAAUGGUCAAGCAACAGCGAUUAUCUGCUAAAAAUAAUAGAAAAGGAUUACUUGGAUAAGGAUAGGAGUGAAACAUUUAAUAUUAAGCAAGACGAAAUAAUUAAAACACUGGGACUAACCUGUAACCGAUGCCUUGACUCUUUUCAGUAUGCAGUAAAACUUCUUCCUCUGACUGAACCGAUAACAAAAAGAAAGGAAUUGGAUGGGAUGACGUAG